Messenger RNA from Polyodon spathula (Mississippi paddlefish), 2490 nucleotides. Its product is annotated as histamine H3 receptor-like. The coding region runs from base 1 to 1266 and encodes 421 amino acids. Gene Ontology annotation, molecular function: histamine receptor activity. Lineage: Eukaryota; Metazoa; Chordata; Actinopteri; Acipenseriformes; Polyodontidae. The transcript is spliced from 3 exons. Gene Ontology annotation, cellular component: membrane. The record is from RefSeq and is a predicted model, not a curated record. Gene Ontology annotation, biological process: adenylate cyclase-activating adrenergic receptor signaling pathway.
AUGGACAGCUCCCGUGAUUACGAAAUGAACAGGUCAGACGCGAUAGGUAAACCCGGACAUUUAUUUAAUGGUCCGUACUCUGCGCUAUGGACAAUCAUUAUCUGUUUUCUUAUUGCUUUGCUGGUCGUCGUCACGGUGUUCGGAAACGCUCUGGUCAUGCUAGCAUUCGUGGUGGACACAAGUCUUCGGACCCAGAACAAUUUUUUCCUGCUAAAUCUCGCAAUUUCUGAUUUUUUGGUUGGAGCAUUUUGCAUGCCUCUCUAUGUCCCCUAUGUGCUGACUGGUAAAUGGAUCUUUGGCAAGACCCUCUGUAAACUAUGGCUGGUCAUGGAUUACCUGCUCUGCACUUCUUCAGUGUUCAACAUUGUGCUGAUCAGCUACGACCGAUUUCUGUCAGUCACCCGGGCAGUUGCAUACAGAGCCCAGCAAAGAAAAACUUUACAAGCUGUUUCCAAGAUGGUUCUGGUUUGGGUCCUGGCUUUCCUAUUAUAUGGACCUGCUAUCAUGGCAUGGGAGCACAUUGCCGGCCACAGCAUUGUUGAAAAGGAGGAGUGCUAUGCUGAAUUCUACUACAACUGGUACUUUCUGAUUACAGCGUCCACUGUGGAGUUCUUCACCCCCUUCAUCAGUGUGACCUUCUUCAAUGUGAGCAUAUACCUGAACAUCCGCCAGCGGUCCCAGUCUCGAAAUGCAUUGAAUAAGGAGACACGGGAGGUCGAGCCCAAAGGAAGCGGUCUGGAUCCACUCUCUGAACUCAGCACACAAGACAAGGAGCUGAGCCAAAGCAAGAACAUGACAUUGGUGCCAAUGGGUCCAUGCCUGGAGCUGGAGGGCAAAGCUGAGAAAACAGGCUUGUUGAAUCCCGGAGACCUGCCACCCAAAGAGAAAGGUCCCGAGAAAAGUAAAGGUGGUGAGUUCUCCCAGAGACUGCCCUCGAUGAGCAAAAGGACAAGUGCCAUUUCACAGACCACUGCCCAACGCUUCAGGCUACUAAGGGACAAGAAGGUGGCCAAAUCUCUGGCCGUCAUUGUUUGCACAUUUGGGGUCUGCUGGGCCCCAUACACCUUGCUGAUGAUCAUUCGGGCUGCCUGCAAUGACAGCUGCAUCUCCAGGUAUUGGUACGAGGUGUCCUUCUGGCUGCUUUGGAUCAACUCAGCCAUCAACCCUGUCCUGUACCCGCUGUGCCACUACAGUUUCAGGAAGGCUUUCAUGAAGCUUCUGUGCCCGAAGAAGUUUAAAAAGAAGGCUAGUUUACGAAGUACAUAACUGCGAAUGGCUCAUCCAAAAAGGGUUCUUCAUUACACAAUUGUGCCGUAGUUCCUCUUUUAAUCAUACAGGACAGAGCCCUUUACGUUUUGCAGGAAGAUGUGACCCAAGCAGUGAAUACUAUAACAUUAUUUCUGUAUGAAAGGGAAAGAAUAUCUUACACAUUCAAUAUGAAAUGUCAGUUAACCUCUACAGAUACAUGUUUGUUAAUGUUUAGCAGGAUAGAAAUUAUCAUGUUUUUGAUCAAGCUCCAAAAUGUAAUCGAGAACUAUGGGAUGCAGUACAGCCUGCAGUUCAGAAGUUGGGGUAGUGGACUGAAUUCUACAUUGGGACAUUGAGAAUGCACAAUGAACAAUGCAAUACUUGGAAGGCCAGUGCACCAUCAUUGUCUGCACAUUAAUGUUUUACCAUUGGAUCGAGAUAAUGCCAGGGCCCAGGCUGUACUGCUGUUUGUGACAUGGUUGUCAUCUGUGCUUUCAUUUUAAUCUACAUUGUGUUUAGAUGAACACAACAGUGUGCAAAUUAAUGAUGUCAUCUCCUAGAGUUUUUAUAAAUAAAAGAAAUGUGCCAUUUUGUUUUACUGUACCUUCUCCCACCUCUAUCUCUUUCAAACUAUAAACUUACUGUAUCUUAUUUCACUGCCAGAGACAGACAGGGAAACAUUUACUGUGUUAAACACGACAUGAGUUAGUAUGUUGAUGCAGUUAAAAAUGAGACAGCUUCAGAUUUAUGUAGGCUACAGACCCAGUGAGCUGUAGCAUAAACAGCUUAUAUUCAGAAUGGGAUGGAUCUGUGUCAUGAUUUCAACCAUACCUCUACGUACCUAACAUUGUUAUGAAUUUCAUUCCUCAUAUACAGAACCUGGCUUUAGUUUCCAGCUUAACAUAGUAAUACCUUCAGUGUUGGGCAACAAGACAAUCCAGCAAGAGAACAUACACAAGGUCAGGGGAUGAAUACUAAUCAUGUCCUUUCUAGAGGUCUGAUGGGACAGAUGUUAUUCAACACAAUAGGUGGUAGAGGGUUCAGGCACACUGUUUUUUUUUUUUGCCUCAGCUGUGAAAUUUGUAUUUGUGUACAUGUCUCCCACAGUUGAUUAUCAAAAGGAUUUCUCAGACAUAUACCUGGUAUAUGCUAGGAACCACCCCAUGCUAAAUACAGUCUUUAUAGUUAUUACUGAACUUUUAACCCAUUUCAGUAUUGAACAGGGACAGCAAGUAGACUAAA